Molecule: messenger RNA, 1623 nt
Organism: Sebastes umbrosus (honeycomb rockfish)
Lineage: Eukaryota; Metazoa; Chordata; Actinopteri; Perciformes; Sebastidae
Gene: calua
Product: calumenin a
Exons: 7
Coding region: 168-1106 (312 amino acids)
Cellular component (GO): endoplasmic reticulum
Molecular function (GO): calcium ion binding
Source: RefSeq, a predicted model, not a curated record
UUCGGAUUGGCUGCGGCAGCACGGAGACGGUUCUGCGGGGCCGGAGUGUGUGAUGGUCGGCCAAGAGGAGAGAGAAGCACCGGGAGGGAGAAGCAAAGCGAGAGUCCAGGUGAAGAGUCCAGGUGAAGAGUCCAGGUGAAGAGACCAGGUGCACACAGUUUGUCAGGAUGAUCCGACCGUUCCUGAUGUGUUUCGUCCUCUGCGUCGUCUAUGGCAGCUCUAAACCCACAGAGAAGGGUCGAGUUCACGAGGAAGUACCUCUCAGCAACCUCGAUCAUGACGACGAGAAAGACCACGAAUAUGACCACGAAGCUUUUCUAGGUAAAGAGCAGGCCAAAAUCUUUGACAAGCUGCCGCCACAGGAGAGCAAACGGAGGCUCGGCAUCAUCGUGGACAAAAUCGACACUAACAAAGACGGUUACAUCACCGAAGAGGAGAUGAGGGUUUGGAUCAGAGCGGCUCAGUUGAAACAAGUUUAUAGCGGCGUGGAGACACAGUAUGAAGACCUUGAUGCGAACAAGGACGGUGUGAUCAACUGGGAGGAGUAUAAGAAGGUCACGUUCGCCGGUCAUCUGGAUGAACCCACUGACGGUGAAUUUAACUACACUGACAUGAUGGUGAAGGACGAGAGACGUUUCAAAGCCGCAGACAGAAAUGGAGAUGUGAAGUUAAACAAAGAAGAGCUUGGAGCUUUUCUUUAUCCUGAAGAAUUCGACUCCAUGCACAACGUUUUGGCGGAGGAAACGCUCGAGGAAAUUGACACGAACGGAGACGGUUUCAUCGACAUGAAGGAGUACAUUGAUGACCUCUACACUCCACAGGAGGGAGAACCAGAACCAGACUGGUUGGGGUCGGAGCGUCAGGAUUUUAAAGAGCAGAAAGACAAAAACAAAGAUGGAAAGAUGGACAAACAAGAGAUUCUGGCCUGGAUUCUUCCCACUGAUGAACCCCUCGCUGACAAUGAGGCCAAACACCUUAUGAAAGAGUCUGACGCCAACAAGGAUGCAAAACUCACAAAACAGGAAAUCCUCGACAAAUACGAGGUGUUUGUUGGAAGCCAGGUGACGGACUACGGCAACGCUUUACUAGAACACGAUGAGUUCUAGUGGCAAAACCUGAUCUUACUCAUGUUCUGGAUUUAAAACUUUGAGACUUGUGUUACUUUCAAAAACAGAUUUGACAGGAUAAUUUGAUCUUUUUGUAAUAUAUCCACCUUUAGGACUUUAUAUUACGUCCAUGUUCGGUUUGUUUCUGCUCCUCUCUCUGGUUCGUUGUUCUUGUUAAAGGUUUAUUUUUCUGCUGCUGUGAUCAGUUUACUGACCUCUCCUCCCCCAGUUUUUAUCUGUACAUUUUCUGUUUUCUUUCAUUUCUGUUUAUGAUUCCACUGAAUGAUUUAUGCACUUAUUUGUAAGACUAAAUAGUCGGACAGUUCAGAACAAAGUCAAAAGCUCUGGAAAUGCCAUGAAGAAUAAUUGUUUCUCUACAUUUUAUAUCACUGUAAGGCUAAUUUACACCAGUUUGUCUUGAAUCCGCACACAGACAGAAAGUCAGUCAUUCAUAUUUUGGACUAAAUGCUGUACUUUGACUUUUACAGCCUCUUUAUCAAUAAACAUUUAAAAAUGC